AUGAGUUUUUUCUCUUGUGAAAUUGGACAACUGUUGAACCAUGUCUGUAGCUGCUUUGGCAGUGAAGUCAACUAUAUCUGCAACCUCGGGAAGAAUCUGGAUGCACUGGAUAAAGCCAUGAAGGUACUCAGAGCAAGGCGAGCUGAUGUGUUGACAGAUGUGCAGAGGAAAGAAAGCGAAGGUCUACAAAGGCUUAAUGAAGUUCAGGAAUGGCUUACGAGUGUCGAGGAUAUCCAAAACAAAGUCUAUGAAUUGCUUCUUCCUAGUACCGAUGAACUUGAUAGGCUGUGUCUUUGUGGUCUUUGUACAAAGCACUUGGCAAAGAGCCAUAUCUACGGGAAAAGUGUAUUCGAGAUGUUGGAAGAAGUUGAAGAUCUCAAAUCUGGUGGAGUUUUUGAAAGGGUGGCUAGGCGACCUACGGUAGCUGUGGUGGUGGAGAGGCCUCUACAGUCGAAUAUUGUUGGUCAAGAAGAUAUUUUCGAGAAGGCAUGGAACCAUCUCAUGGAUAAAGGAACCGAGAAGAUGGGUCUCUACGGUAUGGGAGGAGUAGGAAAAACAACUCUUCUUGAACGGAUCAACAAUAAGUUUAAGUUUGCAAAUGAUGGGUUUGAAAUUGUCAUUUGGGUUGUGGUGUCCAGCAAUCUACUGAUCGAGAAGAUUCAAGAUGAGAUUGCUGAGAAACUCGGCUUUCCUCGAGAAGAAUGGAAGAAAAAAGAGAAAACCGAGAAGGUCACUGAUAUACACACUCGUUUGAAGAAUAAGAAAUUUGUCUUGUUACUAGAUGACAUUUGGGAAGAAGUAGAUUUAAAAGAAAUAGGAGUCCCAUCUCCGACAAGGGAAAAUGGAUGCAAAGUAGUGUUCACCACUCGUUCUACGGAUGUAUGUGGCCAAAUGGGGGUGGAUGACCCAAUGGAAGUAAAAUGUUUGGAAUCUGACGAAGCUUGGGAUUUGUUCCGUGAGAUAGUUGGGAGAAUCACAUUAGAAAGCCACCCAGAAAUUCUUGAGCUCGCAUGUGAAGUUGCUAGAAAAUGUCGUGGUUUACCAUUGGCGCUGAAUAUUAUCGGCAAAAAUAUGGCGUGCAAGAGGACGGUACAAGAAUGGGAUGAAGCAAUCGACACUCUUGCUUCUUCUGCUGCAGAUUUUCGUGGUAUGAAAGACCAUAUUUUCCCAAUUUUGAAGUAUAGCUACGAUGGCCUCAGAGAAGACCUACCUGUCAAGUCUUGUUUUCAAUACUGCGCUUUAUUUCCUGAAGAUUUUUCGAUAAAAAAGGAGAAAUUGGUAGAUUACUGGAUAGGCGAAAGAUUCAUAGAUGAAAAACAAGGUCUAAAGAGGGCUAAAAACAAGGCUCAUGGGAUUAUCGGUACCCUUGUCCAGGCUUGUUUAUUGACUGAAGAAAACAAAGCUCAUCGGUUUUUGGAAAAAACCUCAUGUGUGAAAAUGCAUGAUGUGGUUCGUGAGAUGGCAUUGUGGAUAGCAAAUGAUUUUGGGAAGAAUAAAGAGAGAUGUAUCGUGCAAAUUGGUGUUGGUUUACGUGAAGUUCCUAAAGUUAAGAACUGGAGAUUGGUGAGAAGGAUGUCGUUGAUUAAUAACGAGAUUGAAAAUGUAUCUGACACUCCAGAGUGCCCUGAGCUUACAACUCUGCUCUUCCAAAAAAAUUUGAUGAUGAAAAAUAUCUCAGGUGAAUUCUUCAAGUCUAUGCCCAGUUUAGUCGUAUUGGAUCUAUCGUAUAAUGGACUUUUGAAUGGAUUGCCAGAGGAAAUAUCAGAGUUGGUCUCCUUGCGAUAUCUCCACUUGUCACUUACAGGGAUACGGCGACUGCCUGGUGGUUUACUGAAGUUGAAAAAGCUAAUAUAUCUGAAUUUGGAGCGGACGAUUGAGAGUAUUUCUGGGAUAUCAAAGCUGUCGAGUUUGAGGACACUGCGACUAGUAGAUUCCAGAGUAUUGCAAGAUCUCAACGGGAUGAAGGAACUGGAGCUCUUAGAACAUCUAGAAGUGGUGACCGUAUCAAUCUGGUCAAUUUUGGAUGCAGAUCAAUUGUUCAAAUGCUCCUUCUGCUACCAGACUAGUAGUGAAUGCUAUUCAGGUGCUAUAUAUUGA
Messenger RNA from Microthlaspi erraticum, 2097 nucleotides. NCBI's taxonomy places the organism in Eukaryota, Viridiplantae, Streptophyta, Magnoliopsida, Brassicales, Brassicaceae. The record is from the annotation of a GenBank genome assembly.